ACAGACAGCCCUACUCUGAGCCAAAGGCUGAUUUCUUCAAUCGAGGGCUCCGAUUUUUGGGCACUAGGACCCAGGGGGAGCUUGAGUCUCAUGAGUCAAUGCAGCUCUCAACCCUCAGGGCAGUGAAUGAGGCUGGAGAAGCAGAGUGUGUGUGUGAAUGGCUCAUCUGAUUUGGAAGUGUCCACAAACUAGGAUACUACAGGCUACAGAACAGCUUGGGCACCCCUUAGGAUUCCAUCUCCUAGUGGGACUGAGGGCACAGCGUGGAGGUUACCUUUCUGGGCUCUCAACAGUGCGUAACCCUCUACCCAUGGGUGCUGUCUCCCUCUCAUCUGCUUGCAGGUUCCACUUUAUAACAAGGGAGCUACAGCACUAAGAGAGCAGAACCCAGAGUAGGCUGCACCGAGACUCUUAGCUGUGCAGUCACACUGGCCUGCCUGAUGGCAUGCUGCAUCCAAUUUCAGCUCAGCGUCUGGAGGCAAUAGAGACCUUGCCUGGGAGCAGCUUUCCGUUCAGUACACCCAGAGCUUUUUUGCUCGGCAUACAGGCAGCACCAAAGUCAGAGAAUAAUGCUCCAGGGGGGUUUCCUGCAGGACCCACCAUUCCAAAUAUCCACCGGACUAAAGCCAAUCACAUUGCCAAGGCGGCUGCACACACAGGAAACCACAGCCUCGUUGAGAAGGCGGACGACGGAGACUCAGGCCAAGCGGCCAACAUCACGGUGGAUCCAAAGCUUUUCAGGAAGAGACGAUUCCGGUCCCCUCGGGUUCUGUUCAGCACACAGCCCCCGCCACUGGUAGGGGACGGCCAGGACAUGGAGUAUCUGGGAAGUGGAGAUUCUCUUAACAGGACUGUCCGAACCAAGCGGACGGCUCAUCCCGUGCUGCACCGCGGAGAAUUCUCAGUCUGUGACAGUGUCAGCAAGUGGGUUGGGGACAAAACCACAGCAACAGACAUCAAAGGCAAAGAGGUGACGGUGCUGGGAGAGGUGAACAUUAACAACAAUGUCUUCAAGCAGUACUUCUUCGAAACCAUGUGCAGGGAACCUAAGCCUGUUUCCAGUGGGUGCCGGGGGAUUGAUGCUAAGCACUGGAAUUCCUACUGCACCACCACGCACACCUUUGUCAAAGCACUGACAAUGGAAGGCAAGCAAGCAGCCUGGAGAUUUAUCCGAAUUAAUACUGCCUGCGUGUGCGUGCUCAGCCGGAAAACCGUGAGACCCUGAGAUGGAACAAACCAUCGCACCCACAUGCUCCCCUCCCCCCUACCUCAGCCUGUAAAUUAUUUUAAGUUAUAAGGACUGCGUGGUAUAUUUAUAGUUUAUACAGUAAAGAACGAACCUCGCUAUUUAUUAAACUUUUGGAAACUCGUUUUGUGUGAUGCAUUUAAUUUAACGAUGUAACACUCCUUUGGGGACUAUUCAAUUACUGCCUUGUGAGCCACACAGCGUGGCCACUGAGCGCACUGUUCUGUGAAAAAAAACAUUUUGCACUUUCCUUCCACCCUCCCUCCCCCAAGCCAAUUUUCACAAGCAAACCUGCCCUUUUCGUGGGAAAAUCUAUGGCUUGUUCCAGAAGGUUAUGUUCUUUUCCAACUCAUGAAAGUAUAAAAAAAAAAAAACACUAGAAAAAUAUAGCUGGGUUUACUCCCAUUCUACUAGUCUCCAAGGGGUAAGCUGUGUUAGUCUGUAACUUAAAAUGUUUUUAAAAAACCAAAACAAUCAGUGGUCCUGUAUAUUUUUGUUAGGCUCUAAAGUGCUACAGGCCCACUUGUUUUUUUCCAGUUUUGUCCCCAUUCUACUCGUCUGUCAUUAGGAUUCUGAGAACUGUUGGUGCAACAUACAGUGAUUUUUAUACCACUCUGGGCAUUAUGAUGUAAAUGCUCAGUGUGUCUGAGAAAGUUACCAAACAUUUUGAUGAUGAAAAUAGCCAUCUCUAAGUCAUGUUAGACAAAAGAAGGCUAUGACGUGGACCAAGAUGAAGAUUUUUGUUUGAGAACAAUAUCAUUUAUGAGUUGUACUAGAGAGUGAUGGCACUAAUGGUGUUUUACAUCAGAAAUCUCUAGUUCUAGGGUUGUGUAAGUUAACUAUAGACGGUGGCUUGAAGCUGGGUGACAGUGCCUUAAUGUGGGAGUGAACGUCUUAAAACAGUUAGAGCAAGAUCUUUUGGUCAUAUUUCACUAAGAACAGUCCAAAAAUAACCCUCCUGUUUAUGGUUUCUGUGCUCCCGGUCCCUUGGGAGCACUAUGGUUUCUAGACCUGGUGUAGCUGCCAGCCUGAAGCCUGUAAUGUGUCUCCCAGCCAUUGCGUACUGAACAAAAACUUCACAACGUCCCAUUGUUUCCUCUGGAAAAGUAGCAGCUAUCCCCCUCAGCACACGGUUUCAAAACAAGCAUCCCAAGGGGUUGUAGUUUGGGGUCUCCCAAACCCUAAACCAGGGCUACUCCACAUGCGGCCUGCAGCCUCUCUGUGGCCUGUGCUGCAGUUUGAGUUUACGUGGAGCUUAACACAGCCCAAGGGUGGGAGCCAAAACAAAAAAGUAGUCAACGUAAUGGUCUUCUAUUGCUAUGCAGUUUAGCAGUUAC
Molecule: messenger RNA, 2583 nt
Organism: Pelodiscus sinensis (Chinese soft-shelled turtle)
Lineage: Eukaryota; Metazoa; Chordata; Testudines; Trionychidae
Source: RefSeq, a predicted model, not a curated record